Trypanosoma brucei brucei TREU927 is the source of this 4200-nucleotide messenger RNA. RefSeq lists its product as hypothetical. Bases 1 to 4200 code for a protein of 1399 amino acids. The record is from RefSeq and is a predicted model, not a curated record. Lineage: Eukaryota; Euglenozoa; Kinetoplastea; Trypanosomatida; Trypanosomatidae. The transcript has a single exon.
AUGAAUCGCAAGGGGUAUAAGGCUCUUCCAAGGGAAUAUGAUGAGGGUUUUAGUGAGGAAAGAGUUAGGCAUGCAUUGAACAAAGAUGCUCCCAGCAAAAUAUAUGAGGAGUUCAUUGUGCAGAGGUUGCAGGAAAUUAUGGAAACUGCUCAGUCUGAUUCGAAGAAACCUGCCACAUUCGGGCGUGCAGCCGCCGCAGACGUUUUUUUGCGUCAAGAUGCACCCAUUACUGUAACAUUUGCUAUGCUGGCGACUUCGUGCGCGAUGCACCCCACUACCGACGUUGUUACGUUUUCAGUGUUGUUCGCCGCGCUGUACACGUCGUGCAUGGCAUUGCAGGUACUUCUUUUAUGGUUACGCAUAACCGAAAAGAGACAGUCAGCUAUUUCUGUCAUGCAAAAAGUCCUCACACGGUGGAAAAAGCGUCUCGUAGAGGGACCACCGAGGGAUAAAUUGGAUCGCCGCACUGUGUUUCGUUUGUUUUCUUCUUUCCUUCCAGCUAGCGCCUUUCGUAUUGUGGCUGUUGUGGAUACAACGACGGGGCGGCUAAAGCGUACUCUGAAAUGUCUUGUGAUGAAAGGGGCUCUUCGACUUCAAAGGACGACGUUGAAGGUGAGUCGUCACACGGAGCCAAUUGAGUUAUUUAAACUCGUCGACAUCGUGCGAAUGAUACUGAAGGGUGAAGCCGUGAUGUUGAGAUCACUUCCAGAUAUGGCUCCUCCACCCCGGCACCCAAACGUAACCGUCGACGCCAACAUCAAUGGUACAGGGGUAGAAGGAAAUGACGAGGACAUAUCAACAGAUGAGAGUGAUGACGAAUACGACACGCGAUGUGAGGCGAAUAGUGUUCAUGCGCUGUCGGUACCGCAACAGAUGGCUUUUCUUGUGUAUCGCUUCGUUCUUCUUGCUUGGUUGCUGGGCAUCGUGGCGUGUACUUUUUCUGGUUACAUAUAUCACGUACUCACCGAUAUCCCGCUGAGUGACGGCGUCUUUCUGAAUCCUGCUGUAGCAUUACUUGGGUUACUACCUGUAAACGCAAAGUUGCUGAAUAGCAUCCUCGUUAUGUAUGCGAAUGUGAACCUUGAGUGUCUAUUUCGUCAUCUUGUCUCUAAAACCACACACGCUGUUGAUGAUCGGAUUCCGAGACUUCCCUUCCGGGCAACUAUGCAAGCUUUCCGCCGUGCCACAUCAGCUACCUGCAGUCGACCCCCAUUAUGUUUUUCUUCCUCAUUGGUCGAAACACUUGGAACCACAACCGUCGUGGCUCUGCUCGACACAACAGGCGUAGUGACCGAUAUGGUUCCUCUUCCCACACGGUUGCUUAUGCUUAAGAGUUACACAGCACCGGAAACCCCCAGUAGCACAAGCAGCACUACAACCAGCGAUAGCGAUAACGACGAAUUUAAUGGCGCUGCUGCCUUUACAGGUCUUGAUCAUAGCAAUGACCCGGACCCGUUCCUGAGAGCAGCGAACUUUGACCCAGAGUAUCGUUUGGCGUUGAAGCGUCAAGUCCGGCAAAAGAAAACACAGAAGAGGAGGUUCCUGGAGUUGCAACUUGCACCUGGUACCGAUGAUGAUCUUGCUGUGCAGUUUGCCGACUGCAAGGAGCGGCAAAAGUGGGAAAAGAAUGUGGACUCCCUUUCACUGUGUUUGUUGAUUCAUGCUAUGGCACCUGAGCCGACCAAAUUCGAAACGUGGCAGGAGCCGCUUAGGUUUUGUGACCAAACACCCCGGUGGGGUCCCAGCAUACACUGGGUGCCGCGUGCAAGCGAAUUCGAUGAUUCAUUAGCUAAGUCAUUUCGAAUUGUGGCACGUAUAUUUCAUAUCAAUACGGUGUCUUGGCCGGGACGCUCCAGAGAGUGCCCGGAACAGACUUGCACGCUCCUGGUGGUCGCCAGUGAUGGUCUAUUACACGCAUUUACUGUCGGUACCGUUUGUAUGGUAACUCACAGUUGCCCAUUUCACUUUAACGGCUAUGAAAUUGAAGGGUUCGAUGAAGAGUUACGAGAGGAAGUAGUUAAUACUGGCACAGUGGUGUGGAAAGACGGAAGAGGAUUGGAAACCGUGGCGGCCUCGCACGCUAUGCUACCGGACAAAUUUCGUUCCUGUGCAGAGGCUUUGCCGCGGGAGGACGGCUCGUACGCUGAGUUUUUGUUUUAUAAUGGGGUGCAGAUUACCGCUGAGAACUGUCUAGCCGAACUUAAGUUGUCUCCAUCGGGGGAACCGUCGACAAAUGGAUGUGAGGGGACAAAUGAAGGGGUACCACGCGAAUGUUUCCUAGGAGUGCCGACGAACACGAAUGGUUCAACGCCUGCAACCUCUGAAGCAGACGUUAUAGGUGCCAUCAACAGCAACGAGAGAGAUGCAAUCAACGAAGGGAAUAGCUUCUGUUGCAGCAAGGGAUUUACAGACAUUCAUGGAAACUCCCGCCUUUCGUUUGUUCCCACUUCUGUUGAACUACUAGGCGACCUUCUUCAUGUUCUUAUUAACGGCUCGCACGCCUUCUUGGGGCUUGUUGGACUUCAGGAUUCCAUUCGCCCCAAUGUACAGAAUGCGAUGUCAGUUCUUGAUGAAGCAGGUAUCCGUUGCAUGUACUUCUGCUCUGACGGUGAAAGGCGGACCAAAAGCCUCGGAAAUCGCUUGGGCCUUGAAACGGAUUGGAACUGCUGCAUUUCUUUGGACGAAGGAGCCAAGGACCUUGACGCUCACAGCAUUCGAGCACAGCUACCAGUGGGGAUAAAGUCCAUUAGGCGACAUAUCGUACACGUAGACUCCAUUCCAUUGCAGGUUAAUAUGUUUUCCCACGCACACAGCGCAUCGACGCGUGCGAUGCUUUCCAUCUUGCAAGACAACCACGAGGUUGUGUCCGCCAUUGGGUCGACGUUCAACCAUAGCAACGUUCGGAGCUACAUUCAGGCGGACUUGUCUGUUGGAGUUCUUCCGCAGAGGCGCGGAGCUGUAGAAGACAAGGAGGGACUAUGCUUAGAAAAUCAAAAGCGUAUUAGUGAAUCAUCUGAUAUUCGUAGUAUGAAGUCUGAGACUGGUGAUCAGUUACUCUAUCGCGAUGUAGUGGACCUGAUUGGCUGUGCCUGCACGCUCUCGGAUACCUCGACCACCUCAAUGUUACCGAUAGUGACAACUUUGAUUCGACAGGCAAGGUUUCGGCUAAGUGGAAUAGGCAAUUGCAUUUCCUUUGUGAUGCAUGCAAACUUUUUUGUUACAUUUUUGAAUGUAAUACCCUUGAUAAUUGGUGGGCCGCUCCUGAUACAGCCAGCAGCUGCGGUGUUUGAGCUCAAUGUUAUCAUACCCAUCCUAGCUCUCUCGUGCACCUACACUGCGUAUGCGGACAAGGACCCAAUGAAGAGCAUUCAAUCGAGGCAUAAUCAUUUCGUCCGACUUAAAAUAUUGCGUCACAGUGCUGUCGUGUGGUGCCUGCGGUACAUUCCCUCACUUGCCGCGUUGUUGGCUCUGGGCAUAACGUGUGGUUUACAAAAGUGUGAUAAGGGAAGUUUGCAUGAGCUCGCGCUCUCUUCAUCCGAUAAAUGUAUGGCUGCAACGCGUGGUUACAUUGGACUCACGUUGAAUUAUUGGCUGAUGUUUCACAGCUGGACGCACAUGAGUCGUUACGACAGACUUUCACCCGCAUUUCUAUUUAAACCUCGUUACGGUGGACAAUACAUGUACUUAUUCACAUCUGCUCGGUGGGUCGCUGCCAAUGCGCUAACCGUAUUCUUCAGUGUUGCGUUUGUUGUCGCGGAAACCUUCUGGGACGGCAUACUUGAAGACGCCUUCUUUCCAUCACGCACUCACUUCUACAUCUCCGCCUUCUUCCCCGUGCUGUUGGUGUUAUUGGAUAUACCAAUAAAGUCGUGGAGGUUGAAGCGCGCAACUUUAAUGCAAAAGUUCCGUCAGUUGUCUUUCGGUACGCGGCUGGGGAUGCAUUCACCGCGAGGAGACUAUGAACCGGAAGUUGGUUCGGCCACCGGUUGUAGCGGAGGAGCCAAUGAGUGCGGAGGCGGGGUACAGGGAAGCACAUCAGACGCCAACGUACGUAAUGAACUACCGCUGCGGCGUAGGUUGCAGGAUGCCUUUUAUCGCUUCACAACCAUGCGCAGGGGAAAACUGGAACUUAACUGCGUAUGUUGUGAUCAUAUCGGGGGUAACUACGCCACGUAUCACAUUAACGCAAACGACAUGUAA